AUGCUGCGUGAGGUAUUCUCCAUAUUCACAUGUGUGGCAUGGGUGGGAUUUGCCAUUUAUCUCUCGCCAUGGAUGAAGGAUAUCUCCCAUGAAGUUGAAGCUUACAAUGCUACUACAUUCCAAUACCCAGUGCCAUUGUCUACACACAAUGAAGAGCACACACGUCUAAUGCAGAAUCUUCAGCGAUCCAGUGGGAAAUGGGACUCUAACCAUCCUCGACAUCGAUUGUUAACUGCCCUGUAUGGAUAUACAUCCUACAAAGACAAAAACCUAGCUGAGGUGAACCGCUGGAGGAAUCUUUAUAAAAACGUCCCGAAGCAGCAGCGAACGUUGCUUGAAUCAACCGUCCACUACACGCGUAAACUCAACACAAUCGAACAUUUGCUCGAUACAAACAAUGAACUCGCCAAAUCUAUUGUUGAUCACGGUCUUUGGUUCUACAAUAUCAGCCAAUCUGAGCUAGACGAAUUCAUCAAAGAGAGUGAGAGUCAAAAACGGUCCGCUGAUAAGACUAGCGUCUCUCAAGGAAUGAAGCAUUUUGUGCGUGACUGGGCAGACGAAGGCCAUGAAGAGCGUGAACAAUCCUUUGGAUGUAUUCUGAAGUCGCUCGCCCAGACACCACGGACGACAGAUAGACCCUUGCGAGUGCUGUUGCCUGGGGCUGGAUUGGGAAGACUGGCCCAUGAGGUUGACAAUCUUGGAGGCUUUGAUGUGACGAUGAACGAAUGGUCAACAUACAUGAACCUGGCAUACCGUUAUGUAUCCAGUCGCUCCAUCCCCAACAGUGUACCAUUUUACCCGUACAUUGACUGGUGGUCUCACCACGCCACGACGGAAGAUCUCCAGCGCUCCAUUACAUUCCCAAACCAAGUUAUUCGCCCAUCAUCUGUCUUACUCAUAGAGGGAGAUUUCACUACGGUAUUCGCAGAACACACUGGUCAAUACGAUAUACUCGUGACCUUGUUUUUCAUCGAUACUGCGCGGAACUUAGUCACAUACCUUGAGACCAUCCACAGACUACUUCGUCCUGGUGGCCGUUGGGUGAAUCUUGGUCCUUUACUGUAUGGCACCGCGCCAUUUGUGCAGUUAUCACUGGACGAGAUUGUGGCGCUAAGUGAGAGCAUGGGAUUUGAGUUCCAGGAGACAGAUCCCUCAGUUGGGGAUAUAACAGUGCCUGGCUUGCAAGUGCGAGGGUUGGAUGUGGCAUAUGGUCGAAAUGCGCGUGGGUUGAAUAAGAACGCAUAUCAGGCGCAGUAUUGGGAGGCUGUUAAGCGCUAG
Penicillium mononematosum is the source of this 1278-nucleotide messenger RNA. RefSeq lists its product as uncharacterized. The record is from RefSeq and is a predicted model, not a curated record. NCBI's taxonomy places the organism in Eukaryota, Fungi, Ascomycota, Eurotiomycetes, Eurotiales, Aspergillaceae. Bases 1 to 1278 code for a protein of 425 amino acids. Gene Ontology annotation, molecular function: S-adenosylmethionine-dependent methyltransferase activity. The transcript has 4 exons.